Molecule: messenger RNA, 8663 nt
Organism: Cinara cedri
Lineage: Eukaryota; Metazoa; Arthropoda; Insecta; Hemiptera; Aphididae
Source: the annotation of a GenBank genome assembly
GGAGCUAAGAAGCUUAUGGUUUUACAAAGAUGUUUAUUUCAUUUUUUUAUCUGUGCUCAACUUUUGUACCAGAAGUCUUACUCCGAUUUUUAAGUGUAGCAUCUUUCAUAAAAGUGAAUCGGUAUGGAGAGGUAUUCUAAGGAGGUAACUUUUUGAUUUUUCAAGAAGUUUUCCUAACGUAUUUGGCAAACCGGGAAAAAAAUAAACAUCUUUGUAAAACAAUCAGUAAUAAUUUAACAUAGGUGUUUAUCUUAGUUAUAGAUGAUGUAUUAUUAUUAUUAUUUUUUUUUUUAUAAGCGUUUAAAGUUCAAAUUUGUAUUAAAAUCGUAAAAUUCGAAAUUUCAAAACAUGUUCAACCAAACUUCACUCAAAAUCGUUUUCAAUCGGCAAUGAUUUACACGCAAAUAGCCUACCCCCCCAAUUUUCAAUCAACAACAGUGGCACACCCCUCAGCAGUACCUACCUAUCAGCAUUUUUAUUUAUUUGUUUUUAAUUCUACUUUUAACUCCACAUUUAGAUAUAUACCUAUACUGUUAGAUCGCUGUACCAAACCGAGCCAAAUAUUCGUUUAACACUAGUGUUAGGUUCAGUGCAGAUUGUGAUGGUUGAUAAUAAUUUCGUUGAAAAUUUAGAUUUACUGCAGUUUACUAUGGACAUAAUAAAGAACAACGGACCGAUUGUUCAUUUUAACCUGGCCGGACAAUCGAACGUCCUGCUCAACGAUCCGGAAGAUUUGAAGGUAAUUCUAUAUGAUUAAUAUCUAAUAUUUUACAUUUUUUUUUUUUUAUACUGUGUUGUAGUUUAAGAAAAACUUCAGCUUUUUAUGUUUUGGUAUUUCGUAAAAAACCUCAUCACAUUGUAGACUGUAUCCUCUUAAAGUAAAUCGCGUGUCCAUAUUUACUUUUAUACAGUAUUUAUAAGAGAAUGCUUACCUACUGACAAUUUUAACAUAGUUUUUAAAUUCAAAUUUACUAGUUCAUAAUUCAUAGGCGUAACUGAGGACGCACUAGGGGGUCUUAUACACCCCCCAAAAAAGCUCCAAAAAUCUUUUUCCUGGUAACGACUAAAUAUUUAAUCCAUACAUUUCAUAAAUGAUGAGGAAAACAAAAUACCUACAGAUUUUCCACAGACAAUACAUGUGUGUAAGGAAACGGUACACGUAAAAACCUGGAUUGUAAAAACUUGGACAGUACAAAUAUGAAAUUUUAAAUUUUAAAAUCCGUAAAUAUUUUACACUUCAGUUUAGUGCUGUUCAGAUUUGUACCAUCCAAAGUUUUACAUUUCGGGUUUUUGCGCGCCUUCAAUCCCUGAAAAAACGUGAAAAAGAAACGAGAAAAUUUACGAAAUAUAUUAUUUCCAAAUCGUAAAUAUUACGGCCUUUCAAACCAUAUUUAACGGAACUCCGCUAAGAAUCGUUUGUCGUUAGCAAUGAUUAAUCGUUGCGUACAGAUGUAUAUCGAAUUUCCCCUUUAUACGUUCAAAACUUUUCGCCUACAACAGUGGCCCGCCCUUCGUGCGAGCUGCGAAAUAUGUCCGUUAGAUUUUUUUUAAAAAACACGUUUUUUGUGCAGAUACUUUUGUCGAGCUCGAGCAACAUCAACAAGGGCUCCGAUUACGAUACGCUAAAACCGUGGCUAAACGAAGGACUGUUGCUGAGCACUGGUAUACUAUUGCAUUUUACUUUAUUAUACAUUCGCUAUGUGUCACACGAGUACACGGGUUAGGUUAGGUUAUAGACACGUACAACAGUGAUGCCACAGUGGCGUGACAAAACGCUUGUUUAAGAAACGAUUGCGUCUGAAGUUUUUGGAAGAUUAGUGGGGGCUGUGGGGGUAUGUCCUUAUCGUUAAGCAUCUUAUUUGAGUGGUAUUAAUUCCUUUAGCAUUUAGCUUUCAUAUUUUAUUAAAAUAUUACCUGAAGGUUAAAUUAAUUUAAUAAAAGGUUACAAUUUUAUUGCGAUGCGCCACUGUAAGUUGUUUAAAAAGAAAAAUCGCGUAUACUUAUUUUUGACAAUAAAGCCAAAAGUUUGACCGGGCCAAAGCAAAUUAAAACAAUGCAUAUUAAGAAUACAUACGCGGUAAACCGGUUUUGACCGAGACGGUGAGACGUGAACAUUUUACACAUUUUUAGGGGACUAUACGUGGAUGGUAAUCAGAAAAGGAAUAAGUCUCAGAUCAGUGGCGGAUUCAGCUGGUCGUUUGCCCCCCCCCCUUAAACGCCGUAUCGGAGUAGUAUGUUUUGGUUCUCAAAGUCGUGUAGUUUACUAUUUUUAACCCUAUGUUUGCACUUUUACCCCUCCUAUAAUUUAGUACUGCAUCCGCCCCUGUCUCGAGCGCUACCUUAUUUGCGUCUAUGAUGUUUAAACAAAAAAAAAAAAUCCAAGAACGGGAUUUUGUUUAGCUUUCGAGUGACGAAAAAGACGAAAUGGCCCAACAAAAUAUUUGCCUUUUAGUAUUUCGCCACGUCACCGUGUGCCGAUGCGCAAUAUCCGAACGGCUUUACACUGUUUCGCUGUUCUAUAGGCUCGAAAUGGCAAUACCGCCGAAAGCUGCUGACCAAUACGUUUCAUAUGAAAACGUUAGCGAUGUACGUUCCUUCGCUGAACAGACAUUCGAGGGUGCUGGUGGAUAAACUGUUGCACGCGUCCAGGAACGAAGAGAUCAGCAUCAAAGAAUACAUCACUUUAUGUUCGUUGGACAUGUUAUGCGGUAAUAUCGGUUAUCGGUUGUUUUUUUCUUUUAACGCGCGAAAAAAUUUGAAAUUUCUUACAAUCUUGAAUAUUGUUCCAUUAUACAAAUCUAUUAACUUUUAAAACGAUUUUUUACAUGCAACGGUAAAUUUCACCGAAACAGAACUAUCCGAAAUCGUUUUUACAAUAAUAAAGUAUCCGAUAAAUUUUCUUUACUUUAAAAAUUGAAAAAAAAAACGUAAAAAAUCCAUAAAAAACAACCCCUUUUCACAAACAUUAACCGCUUUUAAGGCACGCGCGUGAAUCAUAAGUGUACAAAAAUUAUUUUUACAAUGUACCAAACGGAAUUUCGAGUCCGCGGCCCAAAACUGUUUAAGUUCAAAAAUAAGAACCACAGAUUGAAUUGUAUGGGUACACCCAAAUUAAUUUUGUAUUAUUUUUGUUUGUAUGUUUGCGAUCAAGAAACAAUUAUAGGCACCGAAAUGAAGGCCCAAGAAGGCGAAUCGGUUCAGUACGUCAAUUCCAUUAACAGGCAAGUGGACGUACUGUAUAAUAGCGUUUUUCAACGCGAGUUCGGAAAUGAAAUUUUGAAAAAAAAAGUCUAUAAAACAUGCGGAAACAAUACUCGUCUAACGGAUUCGUGUUUAUUGAUUUUUUUUUUUUUCUAUGUACACAUAAAGUGCGUGCAGAUCGGCCGUCGACCAGAUGUUUAAAUUCUGGUUGUGGAUCGACGUCGUGUUCAGAAUGAGUUCGACCGGCCGAACGUAUUUUAAAUCGAUCAAAGUGUUACACGAUUACACCGCACGCGUUUGUAUAAUAUCUCAUAACGUUAUUAUUUUAUUACCCGUCGCGCGUUGUACUACAUUAUACUUGAACCGGAUUUACACGUGUCCGACACUCGGCCGAGUCACCAAAGCAAAACGGCCAAAUCGAGUGUAAACAUCGAAUACAAGUCCAGUUCCUCCUCCUCCUCCUCCUCCUCCCCCCCCAGCCGCCAAAACCCACCAGUUUUAAAUGAUCGGUAGUUCGUUGUACGUACAGCAGUAGGUACCUGGGCGGUGCAGUACUAGACUGGACCGAAUCGACGGGUUUAAAGAAGACGCGUGCCGCGUGUUUAACCGUGUUCAGUCGAUUGGGUUCACAUUUUUUUUUUUUUUUUUCUAUUAAAUUAUAAACAUAGUCCAGGUAUUUAUCAUCUAAGUGUCUACUAUGUCAGUUGUGCACGUUUGAACAAGUUAGAACAAAUUAGAAAUUUGCUUUAGUGACUAGGCCGAGUACCAACCACGGUUGUCUGUGCUAUAGAUUACCGUGGUAGGUACCUACCGUUGAUUUUAUAGUAUACUGUUAGUAUAGUGCAUUAUAAAAUCAACGGUGCCUAUACCUACUGAACACGUAUAGUAAUCAGAUGUUCUCAGUUUGUUGUUAAGAGUCAUAUUAUAAUAUUAUUACCCAGAUAGCACAAUGAUCUCCAUGUAGGAUAUCCAAAUGAUUUCCUCUUGUUUGAGUACCUACAUAAGACGGUCUCCAAUGAAAUCAUUAGGACGUCGGUCUUGGAUAUCUUGAAGGGGCACUUGGUCAAAAUGUUCUUAGAGCAGGAUGCGUUCGCUCAGACACGAAACGUUUCCGUGGAAUUCCAAUAGGCCAUGUUCACUGAAGGCAGUGUUGAAUCCGGUUAUGUGUCCGGGGGAAGGGGGGGUUACACCACGAUUUUUGACCCCCGGCUAGACAAUUUUUUUCAAUCAAAAAGAUUAUGAUAGAUAAUAUCGUUUUUAAAUGCAUUAAGAGGUAGGUAGGUACACACAUAUUUGAUAUUCCAUAAAAACCGUCGGAAAACGGUUACAAUUUUUAUCGAAAUUGUUUUUUUUUUUUUUUUUUUUUUUUUUUUUUUAUUGCGAGAUAAAGAACAUUAUGAUGUUCAUAACACUGUUAUUUGAUUGUUUACGGUUCUCGUUCCGAUGAUCUUUUCCAUGUAUAGUAGGUACUUUACUGUAUACAUGCCUAUAGUAGGUCAAUUAAUAAAGACCCAAUUUUAUCUAUUUAUUCGUAUGGCAUAGACAAUGUAACAAUAUAUAUAUAAUUUAUGUAUAGUAAUAAGCAGGUAGCAAAACAGAAUAUAAUGACAAUUGGUAUAAACAACAGUAUAAAAGUAUAAAAGUAUAAUGACUAUAGAAUAAUGUCCAGGCUUUUCACCCAUUCGAUAGUUUCAGGGGUCGCAUUAAAAAUGUCCUCGACCUUUCCUCCGAACUUUCUCUUAGGGCGCUCUCGUAUGAUAUGGUCUAUGUUCUGGUUGGGGGCACCACAGUCACAACCUGGGUUAGGAGUAAUGCCCCAUUUGUGCAUAAAACGUCCCACUCUUCCAUGGCCUGUACGUAAUCGGUUUAAGGCUGUCCAGAUUCUCCGUGGUAAAUUGAAGCCAGGUUGUUUGUUUGUAGGGUUCUUAAUGAGCGAUGGGUUACUUAAUUCUGAUUUUUCCCAUUCAUCUUUCCAGCAUUGUACUGCGUCAUAUUUGGCCGUGUUAAGUUUAAUAGCAGUUUCCCACGGUGGUUUACGUGAUACUUAAGAUUGGGGCGCUGACUCCUUGACGCUGAGAACUUCCACUAUCGCUUAAGUCUACUCUGUCGCUGAAUACUGUUCUCCGGUAUGGUUAAAUAGCACACAUGCCAAAGACCCAAUAAAAUAGGAAGAAACGUUUUUUAUAAUUAGUGUAUUUACACCGGUAGGUCAUAAGCGCAACUAGAGGGGUUCUAGAGGGUGUUUCGCAGCCCUAAGUUUAAAAUUAGCAGCCCUGAAAACCCAAUCAGGUUUUUCAUUGUAAUGACUAAAUAUUUUACCCGUGUAUUUCAUAGUUCAUGAACGGAACAAAAAACAGGUUUCCCGCGGACAAUGCGUGUGUGUAUGAAAAAUCAUGUUAAAAUAACCAUGAUGAAUUUGUACGUAUAAAAUUGUAAACUAAAUGUGCAAUUAACUAUUGUAAAUGGGAUUGUGGGGGCAUAGCGCCCGUGGGUCUUUGAUGUGUCCAUAAUUUUAACCCCCCCCCCCCAGAAUUGGUGGUCUAGUUGCGCCUACGUCGUAGCUACUUCUUAACUAGUCUCUAAUAAAAAGGUUACGUUUAAUAAUAUUAUGGUUUUCGUUUAUUAAACGCUCAUAGGUGAUCAAGAAUAAGAAAACGUCGAUGGACAAAUCGAAAAGUCCAUCCGAAGGUACCUAUAAAUAACCUUACAACGUUAAUAUAAUGAUAAUGAUCGUUUUUACAACUUUUAACUGUUAUUUCUCUCUUGGAAUAUUUUUUUUUUUUUUCUUAGAAAAAAAGCAUAGAAAGUCGUUUUUGGACCUGUUACUGGACGCCUCGCGGAACGAGACCGUUCCGAUGACGGACCAGGACAUCCGAGAAGAGGUAGACACGUUUCUUUUCGAAGGACACGACACGACUUCCACGUCAAUGACGAUAACUUUAAUAUUGUUGGCAAUGCACCGGGACAUCCAGGUAGGGAUCUGUUUUGUAAUUUACUGAGUAGCCUAGUGUGCGAGUUAAACAAGUCUAUCGCAAUACAUUGUACCCAAGAACAAGGCGAGAGAAGAGUUGCGCUCGAUUUUCGGCGACUCCGACAGAGACGCGACGACCGAAGACUUGAACGCUAUGAAGUACUUAGAGGCAAUUAUUAAGGAAUCGCUUCGACUUUAUCCGAGCGUGCCAUUCAUUUCGAGGGAACUCCAAACGACGUUAAAUCUCAGUGAGUUUUUGACAAUAUAAUAUACACCGAGAUCGACAUUUCACAAGAUGAAAUUGUUUUUUCCUAUAAACUAUGGUCCCAUGGAAAAAAAUGUAAGAUUUUAGAAACACAGUAGGUAGGUAAUUAAUUUCUAAAGUGUCGAUCCCAAUUCUUUUUAAUCACAUGAACGAAUAAUUAUCUUAGAUUUGAUCACAAAAAUUUCUUUUCCAAGAGAUUUUGCCCACAAAACUUUACAACAUCCGCCCUGGACCACCUCUCCUCGUCUUUCACAACCAAAUUCUGGAAGCAAUGAUCCUUAGUUCGUGUAUCUAUGAUAUGUAAACAUAUUCAAUAACUAUUAUGAUGUUUACUCGGUUUAUAACGCCUACUCAUGUUUCUCUUACAUAUAGAAAACUACAGUAUCCCUCCGAAAACGACCAUAAUAGUCACGCCUUACGUUCUGCACAGAAACGAGGACAUAUAUCCGAACGCUGAAGAAUUCGUUCCGGAAAGGUUUUUGGACAUGAACAACAAAGACAAAUUUCUAUUUGGAUAUUUACCAUUUAGCGCGGGACCGAGGAACUGUAUAGGUAUUCUUUACUGAAAUUGAUUUUUUUUUUUUGAUGAUAGUACAUUUUUUUUCAGGUCAAAAAUUCGCCAUGUAUCAAAUGAAAUCAGUUAUUUCAACUAUUUUACGGAAGGCAAAAAUCGAAACAUCAGCGACCAAAAAAGAUAUCAAAAUUAGUGCAGAGCUAGUCAUCAGAUUAGUUUCGCCAAUAAAACUGAAAUUUUAUGAACUUUAAUAAUAUACAUUUUAUGAAUUUAAACUAUUUAUAUAAUUUGUUAUACUGAAAAAAAUUUUUUUUUUAUUAUUUAAACUAUAAUCAAUGUUUAAUAACAUAAGUAAAUUAUAAGUCUUGAUAUUUGGUUUUGGUUAAGCGCAGUGAUAACCUUUGUUUACAUUUUACAUAUUUGGCGUAAAUGGAUCAGUUUAACUUCAGGCAGACCGUUGUAUAAGUAUUUAAAUACUUGCAUACAAGUUAAUUUGAAAUCUACAAUUCGACCAACAAUAUUGAGUGUUUAAAUCUUUAAUUUGUAAAACAGGUUAACAAUAUAUAUAUAUAUAUGAAGAAAGAACAAUUUGAUUUAACAAAUUCAAAUUAACAUUUGUAAAAAAAUGAACAAUCAAACAUUCAUGGGAGGGCAGCAACACAUUUUAUUAUAUUAUGAGCCAACAUCAUUUGUAACGAACAACAUUUGAAAAAUACACGUACGUUGAAAACUAAAAUAGAUUCACAAAAAUGUCAGAAAAAAUACACGUAAUAAAAACAAAAAGUAGGGUGUAAUAGAUUCACAUUUUUUUUCUUCCAUGCGUGUGAAGUUACAUAAAAUAUAAUGAUCCGAAAUAAUUAAAAUCAGGUAGCUAUUUAAAUUUAAAAUUGACACGUAAAAUAAAAAAUAUUGAUAAUACACAAGUAUAAUUCAUCGAGCUAUGUAAAAUAUUAUAGUCUAAAUAACAUAUCUACGAACACUACACAACUGAGCUAAACAUUAAAGGUAAAAAAAAAAAAAAAAAAUGUAGACAAUAUUUAUAGUAUAAAUAACUAAAAAAAAAAAAAAAACAUAAAUAAUUAUAUAUUUAAUAUAGUAUUAUAUUAAAUAGACAAUUAUAUUUAUGUAUGUAAAAGUUUUUCUCGUGGUAGAUAUAACGUAUCACGUUGAGAUAAUAAUUGUUGUAUGCGGUUUGGGUUUUUUUUUAAACAAAACUUACCUAUCAAUUAUACAAUAUCAAAUCGUGUGAAAAAAAGCUUCUACAAUCGAUUUUUUUGUUUGUUUACGACAGUGCAUAAUAUCCAUGACUUAUUAAUAAUUACAAUAAUGUUUAUAAUAGUAUUAUUACUACGUGAACAAAUUUAGACAUUCAAAUGAACAUUUUUUUUUUUUUAAUUAAAAGAUUUUUCCUCCAAAAAAGGAGAAAUAUGAGAGAUAUUCUAAAAUAAUAUAUCAUUAAAAAAAAAAAAAAAAAGAUAUUUUGGAUUCUACAAAAAAAAAGUGACAACAUUUGAUACAAUGUUUUAAAAAAAAAAUUAUAAAAAAAUUCUACACAUUUGUUUUUGAAUCAUACACGCGGAUGGCAGAAGAAAUCUGCUUUUUAUCACUCAACCAAAACUUUAGGUUGUUCCCAUGGAAAUAUAUCACGGCCAAAAUGCCCAUAUGUGCUUGUCUUUUGAUAUAUUGGGUUUCGUAGAUUUAAAUCUCUGAAA